CUCCCUCUCUCUCUCAUCUCUCUCUCUACCAACAUCAACAGCGCACCAGGAAACGGCACCUCUCUCUCUCUCUCUCUCCUCUCACUAUGUCAAGCUCUACAUUGUGUGCCUACGUCGUCUCAUUCACGGACCUUCACCAGGUGGAGAGACAGCAAACCAGUAUUCUAGAGAGAGAGAGAGAGAGAAUCAGGAAAUGUCUUCACUUCAAACGUUUUCCCAACAAUAAACCAAAAACCCACAUCACACAGCACCAAAAUAAAGCAGAGAGAGAGAGAGAGAGAAUUGUGUGUGCCACAAUUACCCUUCUGCAACCCAACCCCCCAAAAAUCCCCAUCUUCAUCAUCAACUUCACUGCCUUUCUAAAACAGCUAUGUAUUUUAAUUUUUUUCCCGAAUUAUGUGGGCUUAUUCGGCCUUUGCUUCGGUCAGAGUUUUUUUUCUACGCAGCAAAGAAAAGAACCUUCCCACCCCCUCCCCUCCCCACCCCCCUAUCUAUUUUCUCUCUCUAUCCAUCUCCCCAUUCUAUCUUUUCUUUAUCUUCAUACAAGGCAACCCCCCCUUUCUUUAUUGCUCGCCCAUCUCUCUUCCGUGUUCACAUCUCUCACCAUAUAUUCAUCUCCUUGUUUUCCUCGUUUUCGUGUUCAUAAAAUACGCAUAUAUCUGCUCUAAUCUUCUGCAAGAUCACAGCUUUUCGAAAGGGGCCUUCUUCGAUUUUUGAUCUAAUGUCAAAGAAGAUGAAGCAAGUGGUUUUGGAUCCAACGACGCCGUAUGGUGUUGUGGAUGGUAGGGCUAGGCUCAAGUAUCAGACUCUUAUGCAGGACUAUCACGACUUGCAAAAGGAAGUUGAUAUCAUGAGUAGCAGAUUAGAGGCAGGGAAACAGAGGAAGUUGGCUCUCGCUGCUGAAGUUCGGUUUCUGCGGAAAAGAUUUAGUUACUUAAUGAAAACGAAGACUAAGAAUUCGUCACAGAGAGAAAAACUAGGGCAGUUACCAAAUCUGCACAAGCAAGCUAAACAGACUGAGAAACUUGGUAGAAAAGAAGCCACUCUUCGUGUUUUACCCCCGAUUCCAGAAGUUAGACCGAAGAAGAAACAGUAUAUUAGUAAAGAAGUAGCUUUGCGAGGUUCAUCUCCAGUCGGUAAGCAUCAUAGGAAAAUGUCGGAUGGUGGGAAAGAAUCUACUCAGCGCAGUUCGGCUACCAUUUAUGAUUUGAGCCACAAAGCAAGAACAGACACCAGGAAGAAUAAUUUGACGCGGAGCACGGCUCCAUUUUUUGACUUGAACAAGAAAGGAAGAAUGUACGCGAAUGAUACAGCUCCGAGCAAUGCAUCCGCAGCUUUUGAUUUGAACCAAGAUGAUGGUUCUAGUGGGAGAGAAUCGUCAUUACCCAGCCGAGCACCUAUCUUUGACUUGAAUGAAAUCUCGACGGGUGACGAGGAUUUCCAACAGACUAAUGCUGAAGCGGUGAAGUAUGAAGAAACCAGGAGAAGUUUAAUGAGACAUCCAAGCGAUGAGGUGCAAAACGACUUGAUGCUGUCCAUAUGUAGAAAUGCUGGUGAAGGGCCGUCUCGUGUGGGGAAGAGGAAGAUCUCGUGGCAGGAUCCAGUAGCACUGAGAGUUUGAAACCAAUCAUUAAGGUAAGCAUUGAACUUGCUCAGCCUGUAAUGGUGGCUUUCAUUUGCCUUGAUACUUAGUUAAUACUACUUAAAAGCAGUGGCCAAUAUGGCCAAACUAGAACUAAUUGGUUUCUAGCUAGUGAAGGAUUAUACACUAUAGUUUGCUGUUCUUUCUGCUUGAACUCCAUAGCUUCUAUUGCUCGAUUUAUGUAAAAAAAGACGAUAAGUCUGCAGACGCGCUAGAUUUAAGAUCCCAUUUAUAUCAUUGCCCUUGAGAGAAAUGUAUCAAACUGUGUUUAUUUCUUCUGUGAAGUAAGUAGAUUCAAUCUAGUUUUGUGAA
This is a messenger RNA of Salvia miltiorrhiza (redroot sage), 1954 nucleotides long. RefSeq lists its product as uncharacterized. NCBI's taxonomy places the organism in Eukaryota, Viridiplantae, Streptophyta, Magnoliopsida, Lamiales, Lamiaceae. The record is from RefSeq and is a predicted model, not a curated record. Bases 722 to 1621 code for a protein of 299 amino acids. The transcript has 4 exons.